AUGGACUCCAUCUCCCCGGACCCCAGCGGCAGCGACACAGACAGCACAACCAGCAUCCCAGCGCCCCAAAAGCAACUGAAAGAACAAUCAAUUUUCCCCCUCGCCCACCCACCCCCAAAACCCGCCCAACGCCUCCGCCUCUCCCCCAGACUCCUCCUCCAAAUCCAACAUCUCUCCCCAAGAUCCGCCCGGCCGCUCCCCGUCCUCGAAGUCUGGCAGCCCUCGCGCUUCGCUGCCCGGCCGUGCGCCAGUCUCCCCAAGCUCCACGCGGGAGAUAUGUACAUCACACAGAGCGAGGCCUACACCUCGUUAUCUGGCGAGAACCAUAACCACAACUUUGCCGCAGACUCAGACACAGACGCCAGCCAUGAAGCAAUCGUGAGCGUCAUCUACCACGCACCCGUACCGAAACCAUCGAAAAAGGAGGGACCGGCGCCGGCGCCGGCGCAGGCGGAGGUGCAUUUCCCGCUUGGGGGCCGCGCAUGGACCGCGAGUGCGACGGCCGGGGGUGGGUAUCGGUUUCAGGGACGGGAUGGCGAGGGGGAGUACGUGCUAGAGUGGAAGAGGCGGGGGACUGGCAAGGGGGGCAGAACACGGAGUACGUCGUUUUCUUCGUCGUCGACGGAUCCGGCGCCGGGGGGUGACAGUGGAAAAUUCGUGCUGGGGAUUGUGGACGUGAAGACGCGGCGAGGGAUGCGGGUGGCCUCGCUUACGAAAAGGGGGUUUGAGGUUGGGUGUUGGGAGCGGCUGCCGCGCGAGGCGCUUCGGGAGUGUGUGGGAUUGGGGCUGGGCUCGUCUACAGAUGAAUCUGAACCGUCGGAGGGGCAGUUCAGGACAGCUGUUUAUACGAUGGUUCUGACGAUGGGGGUUUGGGUUGCAUCGCAAGAGGGGUGGCUGAGUUGA
Molecule: messenger RNA, 903 nt
Organism: Aspergillus pseudoviridinutans
Lineage: Eukaryota; Fungi; Ascomycota; Eurotiomycetes; Eurotiales; Aspergillaceae
Exons: 2
Coding region: 1-903 (300 amino acids)
Source: RefSeq, a predicted model, not a curated record